AUCUCAAAAGUAAAAGAAAACCUCUCGUUUUCUUUCUCUCUCUCUAAAACACGAUUUCCAAUUUUCUUUCUCUAGAAAUGGGAACAGCAAUCCUUCGUUCCCACGAUUGCCUCCAAGGCCGGUUCCUCCACAACGAAGCCUUCGCGAUCGCCACGUCACGUGUUGCAUCGCGAAGAAACCCUAACUCUAACAACAAUAACCAUAAUAGCUUCGCCUCCUCCGCAAACCAGAAUUGCCGCCGGAAGCGGAGUCCGGUCACCGAUCGAGAGCGCCGUCGAUCGCCGCCGAAUCUCGUCACGGGACACGUUAAGAUCCUGAAGCGAGGCGAGAAAUUGAGCCUCCAGAAUAAAAACCAAAGACUCGCUGUUUCCGCGGAGAACGUUUUGGUGAAGAACGAUGUGGGCCUGGAUUUGUUAUUGGGUUCCACGGAUCGAUUGGGCCCGGGUCCAUUAACCGUGAAGAAGCAGAUUAGGGUUUCGGAUGCGAACAACAACGGCGUGUACGCGGGAUCGGCGUUCGUUUCGUCGCCGCACCCGAGUUCUGUUCCGGUGCCGGGAUUUCUAGUGCGGAACGGCGCCGCCACCAGCAAUCUUCGACGGUUGCUGCGACUCGAUUUGGAAUGAUGAUUAAUUCGAUUAUAUGAUUUCGGUGUUUGCAGAUUAUAUUGUGUACUUUGCAAUGAAUAGGGGUUGAUGGAUGAUGAUGAUGAUGAUUGCUCGUGUGGUCUCUGACGCGCUUCCUUUAUUUUUUCAAGAGGAUAGGCGCAGGGUGCGGGCGCGUGAAGAAAAAACGGAGAAAGCAACGUGUGAAGGUUUUUAGGGAUGGAGAUAUUGGUGUUACGGUUUCUGUAAGGGGGGUUAGAUAGGUAGGUAGUGAUGUCGUUAGUUUUAAAACGCUGUUAAAGACGGAAGGGUGGGGUAUAAGAAUAAGAAAUAGAAAUGUGGGUCUGGUAUAUGUGAAUCUAGAAUGUGUAGUUUGAUGGGGGUUUCGUAUGGUAGAAGAAAGUUUGAUGCGUUGUGUAUGUUUUAGGUGAUGUUGGUGUGAUGUUCAGUUCUUAUUAUCAUGCUCAUAAUGUGUAGUUGUGAAAACUUAUAUUAGUAAUACAACAAAGUUUCUGGUAUUAGCUUUA
Molecule: messenger RNA, 1129 nt
Organism: Glycine soja
Lineage: Eukaryota; Viridiplantae; Streptophyta; Magnoliopsida; Fabales; Fabaceae
Exons: 1
Coding region: 78-623 (181 amino acids)
Source: RefSeq, a predicted model, not a curated record